Messenger RNA from Phragmites australis (common reed), 1196 nucleotides. Its product is annotated as ethylene-responsive transcription factor RAP2-12-like. Gene Ontology annotation, biological process: ethylene-activated signaling pathway; regulation of DNA-templated transcription. Gene Ontology annotation, molecular function: DNA-binding transcription factor activity; DNA binding. Lineage: Eukaryota; Viridiplantae; Streptophyta; Magnoliopsida; Poales; Poaceae. The record is from RefSeq and is a predicted model, not a curated record. Bases 62 to 1066 code for a protein of 334 amino acids. The transcript has 3 exons.
UUGCAAACUAGGGGCCAGGCCAGUAACAGGGGAAGAGAGCUAAGAAAACAAUCAAGAAGAUAUGUGCGGGGGAGCGAUCCUCGCCGAACUCAUCCCCACGCGGGUGCACCGGCGGCUUACGGCCGCCACGCUUUGGCCGACGGCUGAGAGGAGGACCACCACCGGCAAGAGGAAGGCCGCUGCUGACUUGGCCCAUGACGAGUUCGAGGCCGAGUUCCAGCUUUUUGAGGAGGACGACGACGUCGACGAUGAUCACAAGCCUACGGCUGCUCUGCGUGAAGCCGGAGCCUCGAAGUCGAAGGCCCCUUCCCUUGCUGUGUUCGCUUUCCUUGUGUUUCCAUGCACCGCGCGACGCGCGGCUUCAGGUGUCUCCGUGUCGUCGAGCCCCACGCGUCGCGUGGCCGUUCCAGGGACCAAGAAGUACAGGGGCGUCCGCCACCGCGCGCCGGGCAGAUGGGCUGCGGAGAUCAGGGACCCGUGGCAGGGGCGGCGCGUGUGGCUCGGCACGUACCGCACCGCCGAGGAUGCCGCCCGAGCGUACGACCGCGAGGCCCGCCGGAUCCGCGGGAAAAGCGCGCGGCUCAACUUCCCGCUCCCGCACGAGGGUCCCAGCAGCCGGAGGCACCAACCGCCGGUGAUCAUCGACCUGAACUUGCCGGCCGCUCCCGAUUAUCUCUGCGUCGGCGGCACGGCUGAUGAUGACACGAUGGAUGUCGACGCAGACGCAGACGCAUGUCACGCAGAGAUGGGCAGUGAGGCAGCGGAGAGCACGCUGAUGCGGAUCAAGGAGCUCAUCACGCAGGGUCCUCACGACGAGCAGAUGGCGAGCAUCGUGUCUGAGCUGAUCAACAGAGCGAACGGGAACAGGAGCGACGCUAGAGCAGCCAGGGUGUUGCAUUACGCGGCGGCGGCGGUCUCUGAUUGCAGCCGUCAGAUGGAAGAGGUUGCUGCCUUGAGGAGGGAACUUGAGAGCCGCGAGAGGCAGCUGAGCGCACAUAGAGAGCGGCUUGUUCGGCUGGUUUCUCAUCUGUUUGGUCGAUCGUCGCUUGAAGUUAGGAAACGUUAGUUUUACCAAUGAAUCGAUUAUGUACGAUUGUGAAGUGUGAACGAUGCGUUUUCUUGAGAAAGAACGCAAGAACAGUUAUGUCCUCUAGCAGCUAAAGUUUGGUUUGAGUGGGAAGAUUUUUCCAGGAUAA